This is a messenger RNA of Brugia pahangi, 207 nucleotides long. The record is from the annotation of a GenBank genome assembly. NCBI's taxonomy places the organism in Eukaryota, Metazoa, Nematoda, Chromadorea, Rhabditida, Onchocercidae.
AUGUCAACAGGAAAGACUAGUGGGGUACGUAUUUUGAAAGGUUUCAAAACUUUGUCACUGUUUAAAGUGGCUCGAGGAUCACUGCUAUGCUUCAGGCUGAAGGAAUGUGCAAUUGUUGUCGUCGAUAAUGCGCAAAUGCUUAACUCAAAGAAAUGUGCAGUUGUGAUCAUGUUGGCGACACAUGAAGGUUUAUCAGCAAUCACUUAA